AUGAACACCUGUACUCUAAUGAGAGCUUUUCACGAGAAAACAAUUCAUUUCAGAAAUAAGAGUCACUCUACUAGGAGCGAUGGUCUACCGCCUCUUCGUGGUGCGGGGGUGACUCUGGGUGUCGAACUGCGAAGUACAGCGGACUUAUCCCCCAGCAGGGUCUCCGAAGCUGAGAAGGAGUUCGACGUUUUCUGGUUCUGCGGAUAUCCAGCUAAGAGUAAGCCAUGCCAGAAGUACCACCGUCUGGCUGAUUCAGUCGCUCGGUUUCUCCCUGAUUCACAUAAGAUCAGCGACUGCCUGUGGCGAACGCUUGGCAGGCCCUGCUAA
Molecule: messenger RNA, 327 nt
Organism: Strongylus vulgaris
Lineage: Eukaryota; Metazoa; Nematoda; Chromadorea; Rhabditida; Strongylidae
Source: the annotation of a GenBank genome assembly